CGAAAUCCAUGAAUCUUAGAUAAAUCCAGUCAAAGUUAUCGUCUCGGUUCAUCUGGACAAGAGCAUGAUGAUCUUUCGAAUAAAUCAAAUUAUCGUCCAAGUCAGAACACAAUCAGUGACGAUCGCCAGGCUAAGCCACGCUGAUCCUUGAAAAACAAAUCCGCCUCGUCCAACCAAAGCCCCAAAACAACCCAACAAAACAUGCAAAUUCUCUCAGCCGAUCAUGGCUUCACUCGUGUUGGCUGGACAGUCCUUCUCUCCACAGAUCCCGUGUUUUAUCCCGUUGUUCAGGCCGAAUGCUAAGAAUAACCCUGUCCCGACCGUGUUGGCUAGUCUGAUCGAGAUCUUGCCAUUGCUGAGCCUCAAUUUAUUUAUUAUUAUCGCCAAGUCAUAUUCGAAAUAAAAGUGAAGAUUAUUUAAAACUUGACAGCCAUACAAGCUGCUGGCCUGAGCGGCUGUGUUGGUGGGCCUGAGGUUGUCGGCUGUCGGUCGGUGAAGUUAUACAGACGGCUCGCCUGCAGGAUUGCAAUCUUGAUGAAUCCUUCAGGGCUGCAGGAUGAAGGACAUCUCCGAAGGGGCAGCCGUUGAAGGAUGAUUCGCCUGUUGGAAUCGAGUUGGAAUUAUCGUUGGGCUGUUGGUUGUUUUAAUUUGCUCGAUUCUUCUAUUAAUUGUUGCUGUUGCUGUUGUUGUAUCAGGUUGUAUGAGGUGGCAUAGACUCAGUCGGCAG
This is a messenger RNA of Aspergillus wentii DTO 134E9, 727 nucleotides long. RefSeq lists its product as uncharacterized. The record is from RefSeq and is a predicted model, not a curated record. The coding region runs from base 224 to 403 and encodes 59 amino acids. The transcript has a single exon. Lineage: Eukaryota; Fungi; Ascomycota; Eurotiomycetes; Eurotiales; Aspergillaceae.